AUGCAGCGUCACCAGCAGCAGCACCCACUUGAGACGCCUCGGUUGAAGGUCGUUGGCAGUAGCCAGCCGAAGCUGGUUCACACACCCUCCCAGCAGUCAAUUGCUGCUUCGGACGACUAUUACUCCUUCUCAGACCUGACCUCUCACUCCAGCGCCAGUAGAGCCACUGUGGUCCCCUACCAAACAGCUUCCUCUCGACAUCCUUCUCCAGACCGCCGACAGGCACAGGCAGAGUCACAACCACAGGCACAGACACAGACACAGACAGAUACGCAGGCACAAGAUAUGCCCAGACCGCCUAGAGUCGUCAACAUGAGCUCUGCAGCUCGAGCAGAGAGCGGCACGCCGACUCCAGGGACGGAUGACUCACCUUACAUUCGCUUUGCCAUUGACCAGUUGACCAGAGACGAGGAACUUACGGGCCAUGGACGCCAUGGAUCGCUAGCUACCUCGGCUGACUAUCCUGUUGAGCGACUUGUUCCUGACGAGGGACUCGGUUACUACACCAACAACACCACGGCAACCAAAAAUAUCAAUAAAGAUGACAAUACACGGAACACACAUACAAAUAUCAAGAAGGAAAUUAAUGACCAUACUAACAAUAAUGAUAAUGAUAAUCAUAAAAUGGAAAACUCGCCAAAGACCGGAAUCCUCCUUGCUGUCGACCCCCCGAUCAACGCGCCGCUCACUUUUGUUCCUUACGUUCUUCGACCGGUACUUCUCGGUCCUGUUAUCCUACUCACUCUCGGUAUGGCCACAGUCCUCGCUUUCAUCAAUAUCUGGUCUUCGAGAAACGAUGGAAUGGCCGGAUACGUCUACUUUGGCGGCUCGGAAUACUUUUUGUUUGAGUUUCUGCCCCAGAUAAUCGGCAUGUUGUUCGUUCUGUGGAACUUUGUCCUGCAAGCGGCUGUCUACCGCAUUGCUCCUCUCUCCGGUAUAGCCCGUGCUCAGACGGCGAGAGACACCACCUUCCAGCGGCUGUCCAUGCUGCCUAGAAACUUCGUUCUGCCAGAUCUCUCGCAAUUUACCUAUGGCGAACCCCUCGUAGGUGUUUGUCUGCUCAUCUUCUGGUUCGUCAAUUGGUUUACUGUACCUCUCCUCAGCUGCCUAUUUCAACCUCGCUUCUAUGGCACUCUCCAAGAUGGUGGUUUCCGCUGGGUCAGCGUUCAGGGAGUUGGCUGGAUGCUCUUCUCCCUCUACUGCAUUCUUGCCCUGGCUUUGCUCGCCCUGCUGGCCCGCUUUGGUUUUGGCACCAGUGGUCUCCAGUGGGACCCCGUAAGCCUGGCAGACGUCAUCCCACUUAUCCAACGAUCAAAUGUGCUGCACGACUUUGACCAGUCAGAGGUCACUCCUAAUGUCGCGGGCCAUCUUCCUCCCAGAAAAUUGCGAUUAGGUUAUUGGAAAUCUUCUGCAGCUCCCGAGGAUAGCUUCUACGCCUUGGGUCAGGAGGCCGCACCAUUGAAGAGAGUAUCUUCGGUCGACCGCCUGCUUGAAAAGGGCCAUAGCCACAGAAGAAGCAACAGCACCAGCAGUAACCACAACAUCGAUUCCAUUGACCUCGAGCGACAGGACCUUCACAGCAAGGACUCCUUCGAAAGAAGUCUACACUCACCCUUCUUCCGCUAUAGAUGGGUACCCUGGUUCCUUAAAGAUACUUUCAUUGUCGUCUGGAUUGUCAUUUCUCUCGUUCUGCUUAUCGCUUUCAUCACCGUCAGCUUCGUCAACCGCCCGUUGGAGCGAGGUUUCCUGCCUCUUUUACCAACUCUCCCGUCUGUGUCCGGCUUCUCUGCCUCCAAUUUUCUCUUCAGUUUCAUCCCGGCCAUGCUCGCAAAUUUCCUCUUCCUUGCCUGGCAGCCCAUUGACGUCUACUUCCGUGCCGCCCAAGCCUAUGCUGACCUUUCCUCUCCGCGCGGCGCCUUUGCAGAGAAAUCUCUCUUGCUUUCUUACAAUGCCUGUCUGCCCCUUGAAGCCACCUUCCACGCUCUCGUUGCCGGUCAUUACAAGGUAGCCUAUAUCUCCUUUGUAAGCGUCGCCUCAAUCGCUCUGCCCAUCCUCGCUGGCGGUGUCUUCAUGGCGCGCUUCUACUCCGAGCUUGAGCAGGUCCGCAUCUCCUCUUACUUCCCAGCUUAUUAUACCCUCAUCGGGUUUGCCAUCUUCUAUGCCUUUUCCUUCUUAGCUAUCUGGCCCAGGCGCAAACGCUACCUCCCCCACCCUCUGUACACCUACGCCGACACCGUCAGCUUCCUUUAUCAAAGCCCCUUGCUCGUUGACAAGGUCUUCCGCGCUCCCCGAACAAAGACGGAUCUUAUCACUCGAACUAUCGUCGCGCCGCCUGGUGAGAGCCACAAGGCACUGUAUGCCUUCGGUCUCUUCUAUGGACAAGAUGGUAAAAGCCAUCUUGGCAUUGACCGUCUGAGAAGACUUGAGGGAGACGCUUAG
Molecule: messenger RNA, 2439 nt
Organism: Trichophyton rubrum CBS 118892
Lineage: Eukaryota; Fungi; Ascomycota; Eurotiomycetes; Onygenales; Arthrodermataceae
Exons: 2
Coding region: 1-2439 (812 amino acids)
Source: RefSeq, a predicted model, not a curated record